Messenger RNA from Homarus americanus (American lobster), 13706 nucleotides. RefSeq names its product fibrillin-2-like. Gene Ontology annotation, molecular function: calcium ion binding. Lineage: Eukaryota; Metazoa; Arthropoda; Malacostraca; Decapoda; Nephropidae. The record is from RefSeq and is a predicted model, not a curated record. The transcript has 49 exons. Bases 153 to 10346 code for a protein of 3397 amino acids.
GGCGCCAUCAGACUCUCGGCGGCCACCAAACGUGCCGCAACCCUCGGCCGCUCCUGCUGCUGCACACACACCCGCGCGUCCACAACUUCUCUUAUGACAGUGACAGUGCCUCUAGUGACCUAUGACAGAGCGAUAGUUAGCGCAGAGCUAAGAUGGCAAGGAUGGUGGGGGUGUUAGUAGGAGUGUUGUUAGUAGCUGGGGCUGUAGCGAAGCCCGAAGGAUACUCCGGAUACGAGGUCAAUCGCCAGGCACCUCCAGGAGGACCCAACGUAUGCGGCUCCCGUCACCGGAGUUUCUGCUGUCCGGGCUGGCAACAGAAGCCUGGCAACAACCUUUGUAUUAUACCUAUAUGUGUGCGUGACUGUGGUACUGGUGGACGGUGCGUGCGGCCUAACCUGUGCAUGUGCCUUAGUGGCCUCAUAUCUUCUGCGUGCGGCGCUGGUGGCAGGAAUGGUGGAGGCAGGAAUGGUGGAGGCGGCAGGAAUGGUGGAGGCGGUGUCUACAAUGGUGGUGGGGGAGGAGCGUCUGGAGGAGGUGGUGGCUUCAAUGGUGGAGGGUCUGGAGGAAGUGGUGGCUUCAAUGGUGGAGGAGGAGGAGGAGGAGGUGUCUUCAAUGGAGGAGGAGGAAUUGGCUUCAAUGGAGGAAAUGGCUUCAAUGGAGGAGGAGGAACUGGAGGUGGAGGAGGAACUGGAGGGGGAGGAGGGACAGGAGGAGGAACUGGAGGAGGUGUCUUCAAUGGCGGAGGAACUUCAGGAGGGGGAGGUGACGGCUUCACUGGCGGAGGAGGACCUUCAGGAGGGGGAGGUGGCAUCUUCAAUGGCGGUGGAGGACCUUCAGGAGGGGGAGGUGGCGGCUUCAAUGGUGGAGGAGGAGGUGGCAGCUUUAAUGGUGGAGGAGGAGGUGGCAGCUUCAAUGGUGGAGGAGGAGGUGGCAUUAAUGGCGGCCGCAUUGAUGGCGGGAUUCGUAGACCAGACUUAGGUUGUCAGACAACAUGUCUGAAUGGAGGUACCUGUCAGGGGAGUCGGUGUGUGUGUCGGUCAGGGUUCACAGGGGACCAUUGUGCUGAACCUGUGUGUCGGGAGCCGUGCCUGCAUGGUGGUCGGUGUGUUGGGCCAGACCGUUGUGCUUGUGUCUAUGGAUUUACUGGCAGACGCUGUGAAGCAGAUUACCGGACGGGGCCAUGCUUCACCAAGGUGCAGCAUGAAAUGUGCCAGGGCCAGCUACCAGGGGUUGUUUGUACCAAGCAAUUGUGCUGUGCCACCAUUGGCAAGGCUUGGGGACAUCCUUGUGAACACUGUCCAGAGAGACUUGAUUGUAAUAAAGGUUUCCUUAAGAAUAUUCACAGUGGUCAGUGUGUGGACAUUGAUGAGUGUGAGGCUAUUCCUGGGCUGUGUGAGGGAGGUGUCUGUGUUAACAGCAUUGGGUCAUUCACAUGCGAGUGUCCAGAGGGCCAGACCAGAAACCCCGAGACAAAUGCUUGUGAAGACCGUGAUGAAUGUGUUGAAGGUGACGUGUGUCUCAAUGGCCGCUGUGUCAACACCGAUGGCAGCUAUUACUGCAACUGUGACACUGGUUUCAUUCCCAGUCAGGAUCGCAAGAGUUGCAUAGAUGCCCGGCAAGGAUUUUGCUACACAGAAAUAAGGGGCAGUGGUCGAUGCAGGAAACCUCUUCCCAUUCCCCUCACUCGUCAAGCCUGCUGUUGUGGCAAGAACAUGGGUAAGGCAUGGGGAGAGGGACGCAAUGACUGUGUUCCAUGUCCAAUGCCUGGAGAAGAACUCUAUCAGAGGAUGUGUGAGCAAGCAGGGUACCAGCUUCCCCCUGUAGAUGAGUGUACCCUGAACCCAAACUUGUGUGGCGAAGGCGGACGAUGCAUUGACACCAGUGAUGACUACACCUGUCAGUGCUAUGAUGGCUUCACUCUUAGUGCUGUCACUGACAGAUGUGAGGAUGUUGAUGAAUGUCGUCAAGGGGCAUGCCGGGGUGGUCAGUGCUACAACACAAUGGGCAGCUUCACUUGUCGUUGCCCCUUAGGGUUUGAUGUCUCUUCAGAUGGUCUUUCAUGUAUUGAUCAUGAUGAAUGCAGUGAGACUGGGAUGUGUGCUAAUGGAGUGUGCACUAACAUGGAUGGCUCUUUCAAGUGUGUUUGCAACUCUGGCUACAUCCUCUCCCCAUCUGGUUUUGCCUGCACUGAUAUUGAUGAAUGUGAAGAGAACCGACUUAUCUGCUUAUUUGGUCGAUGUGAGAACCUUGAGGGGUCAUACCGAUGUGUGUGUAAUGAUGGCUACACACAUGCCACGGAUGGAAGUUUUUGUACUGAUGUUGAUGAGUGUGGUGAGACAGGAAUGUGUGAACAUGGUUCCUGUGUCAACAUCGAUGGAUCAUUUAAAUGUGUGUGUCAGCCGGGAUACACUCUGGCUCCCAAUGGAAAGACAUGUAUUGAUCUGGAUGAGUGUGCCUCGGGACCGUGUAAGAAUGGUCGUUGCACCAACACUGAAGGUAGCUUUCAGUGCGAGUGCCCACCAGGCUUUACACUUGGUGUCAAUGGUGUAACAUGUUUAGAUACAAAAUUGGAUUUCUGCUAUGCUGUGUAUCGUGAUGGGCAGUGCUCCAACCCAUCCACCACACCCACCACCAAAUCAGCAUGCUGCUGCUGCACUGUGAUCCUCGGUCAACCAAUGGGCUGGGGAACUCCCUGCCAGGCUUGUCCUCAAACUGGCACUCAGGAAUUCCUUGGCCUUUGUCCACACGGCACUGGCAUUACUCAUGAAGGCCACGACAUCAAUGAGUGCGCUUUGAACCCAACUAUUUGUCGAAAUGGUGCCUGUGAGAACCUGGAGGGUGGAUAUCGCUGCAUUUGUAAUCCGGGCUAUAUGGUAGAUGACAGUGGGCGCCUCUGCCAUGACAUCAACGAGUGUGCCAUCGACAACUUGCUGUGUGAUGGUGGGCAGUGCCGCAACACUCCAGGAAGUUACCAGUGCAUCUGUCCAUCUGGGACACAACUUAAUCCCAGCACACAUGUCUGUGAGGAUGUUGACGAGUGCAACGAGCUUGGUGAGGAUGCUUGCAUAGGUGGUACUUGUGUCAAUGUCAUUGGCUCAUACAGGUGUGAAUGUGAAGAAGGAACAAUUCUUGAUUCUACUGGCAGGUAUUGCAUUGACAACCGCCGUGGAUCGUGUUGGACUAAGGUUAAGGAUGGCCGCUGUGAGAACAAUCUCCCCAAGCUUACUCUCAAAUCUGAAUGUUGUUGUACCAUUGGAAAAGCUUGGGGUUCACCAUGUGAAGUCUGCAACCCAGCUGACUGUGACUGCCCCAUUGGUUUUGCAAAGAUGGAUGGUAAGACAUGUCAGGACAUCAAUGAAUGCCAGCUGAACCCUGGAAUUUGCCAGGGUGGUGGUGAGUGUGUUAAUACUGAUGGUUCAUUUACCUGCAACUGUCCCCCUGGUCUAACCCUCGAUGACACCAAGACCAAGUGCCUGGACUUGAGAGAGGAGACAUGUUUCCUUGAGUAUAGGAAUGGAAUAUGCAGCAAAGAGUUGGAGGGGCUGUUCCGAAAGUCAACAUGUUGCUGUACAGUGGGCAAGGCAUGGGGAGAGGCAUGUGAAACUUGCCCUCGCCCUGGUACUGAUAUCUUUGAUGAACUUUGCCCCAAGAGCUAUGGAUAUGAUGGACGUAAAGAUGUGAAUGAGUGUACUAUGUACCCUGACAUGUGUGACAAUGGCCGGUGCAGGAACUCUAUUGGCUCCUUCUCUUGUCGUUGCAAUCAAGGUUACGCACUGGAUGAAGACGGAGUAAAAUGUGUUGAUAUUGAUGAGUGCGGCAUCAUGCAUGGUGUUUGUGGUAAUGGAACCUGUCAGAACAUUGCUGGGUCAUUCAUAUGUGACUGUGAUGAAGGCUUUGAAUCAACCAUGAUGAUGCAAGUUUGCAUGGAUAUCAAUGAAUGUGACCGCAUCACUGGUCUCUGUCGUGGAGGUCGUUGUAUCAACACUCCAGGCAGCUUCAGAUGUGAGUGUCCUCCAGGACAUGAACUGUCUUCAGACCAGCGUUUCUGUAAGGAUAUUGAUGAAUGUUCUCGCACAUCGGGAAUCUGCUCAAAUGGUGUAUGUGAGAAUAUGAUGGGCACUUACCAGUGUAUGUGUAAUGAUGGAUAUCAACAGACUGGACAGAAGUCUCACUGUGAAGAUAUUGAUGAAUGUGGCGUGAAUAAUGGUGGAUGCGAUGAUGUAUGCAUCAACACCCCAGGAAUUUUCUCAUGCUCCUGCUCCACUGGUUACAUGCUACUCAUGGAUGGCCGCUCCUGUGCAGAUGUUGAUGAGUGCAAAGAGAAUGCAAAAAUCUGUGCAGGUGGUGCAUGCUCCAAUACUCCAGGCAGCUACAUGUGUACCUGUGAGGGAGGCCUACUUCCAGAUGCUGAUGGUCCUGGAUGUCUUGAUGUAAAUGAAUGUGAGAUGAACCCCAACCUUUGCCAAAAUGGCAAGUGUGACAAUGCAGUGGGAUCAUUUUCAUGUCGCUGUGAGAAUGGCUACAGUGUCAAAUCAGAGCUGGGCCCUGGCUGUACUGAUGAUGAUGAAUGUACCCUUGGUACUUUCCGCUGUGACCAGAAUGCUGAAUGUGUAAAUAUUGAUGGCACCUAUGAGUGUCGCUGUCGAGAUGGUUUUACUGGUAAUGGUAAGACAUGUCGAGAUGUAAAUGAGUGUCUAACCAACAAUGGUGGCUGUGACCGGGAUGCACAGUGCAUAAACACAGAUGGUUCCUUCAAGUGUGUUUGUGAUGCUGGCUUCCGUGGAGAUGGUUUCUUCUGUGAAGACAUUGAUGAGUGUACUCAAGACCCAACUUUGUGUGAGAAUGGCCAAUGCCUUAAUUACCCUGGAUCCUUCCAGUGUGACUGUGAAAUGGGCUUCAUGCAUCCUGACCCUCACAGCGAGCAAGCUUGUGUUGACAUUGAUGAGUGUGAUAUGUUCAGUAACUUAUGUGUGUAUGGCCAGUGUGAGAACAUAUUUGGUAUGUUCCGCUGUAUUUGUGAUGAAGGCUACCACUUGGAUGAAACUGGUGGUAACUGUACAGACAUUGAUGAGUGUGAUAAUCCUGAUGUGUGUCAAUAUGGCACAUGCAUCAACCAGCAAGGGACAUAUAUAUGUGAGUGUCCACCUCACUAUGAACUUAUCAGCAGUGGUGAAGGAUGUGUUGAUCGUCGUAAGGGUGAAUGUUAUCUAGACGUAGUAGGUGUACGAGGCGGACGUGGUGUAUGCCGUGAUCCAUUAGGUGAACAUGUAACUAGGCCCACUUGCUGCUGCUCUAUUGGCAAGGGCUGGGGUCCUUUGUGUGAGGUGUGUCCGCCUGAGGAUUCUGAUGAAUAUAAAGAACUUUGCCCGGGGGGUGAAGGUUUCCGACCAAACACCAUCACUGUAAUUCUAGAAGAUAUUGAUGAAUGUGCUGAGAUGGAGAACUUGUGUAAUAAUGGUCGUUGUUCCAACACUUUUGGCUCCUUCAUGUGUUCUUGUGACCGAGGCUACCGGUUAAAUGCUGGAGGAUCACUUUGUAUAGAUAUCGAUGAAUGUGCUGACAGGAAUAAAUGUAAAAAUGGUCUCUGUCACAACUCCAUCGGCAGCUUUGAGUGUGAGUGUCCAGAAGGUUACAUGCUGCUGCCUAACCGAGCUGAAUGUAUUGAUAUGAGGGUAGAAACUUGCUUUAUGAAGUAUGAAGAUGGAGAUUGCAGUGUUCCAAUGAUGGCUGAUAUCACAAAAAUGAAAUGUUGUUGCUCAAUGGGUGCUGCUUGGGGUUCCAAUUGUGAGCCAUGUCCGGGGAGGAAUACAUUGGCCUACAGUGAGCUCUGUUACACAGGAAAUGGUGUAGGACCUGGUCCAAUAGGUGAUGGAGGAAGAGGAAGAGGACCUGAUGAUGGAAGACUGCCAGAUGGUUCAUGGCCUAGACGCCCUGGAGAUCCUGAUCCUAGAAUUACUGGUCCAGAUGGUAUACAUCCAGGAGAUAGAGACAGAGAUAGUUUAGAGUCAGAAGAAACACACUUUAGGGGUAGGGAACCUGGAGAUGGAAGACCUGAAGAUGGAAGACGAAGACCUGGAGAUGGAAGACCAGAUGGAAGGCCAGGAGAUGGAAGACCAGGAGAUGGAAGACCAGGAGAUGGAAGGCCAGGAGAUGGAAGACCAGGAGAUGGAAGACCAGGAGAUGGAAGACCAGGAGAUGGAAGACCAGGAGAUAGAAGACCAGGAGAUAGAAGACCAGGAGAUGGAAGACCUGGAGAUGGCUUUGGAGAUGGCUUUGGAGAUGACUUUGGUGACUCUGGACGUGAGUUUGGUCCUGGCCCAGUGGAUCCUGGCCAGGUGAUCAAUCCCAUCACUGGCUUACCUGAAGACUUUGAUGAGUGUCAGCUGAUGGGUCACAUGAUGUGCAAGAAUGGCCGCUGCAUCAACACCAUGGGCUCAUUCCGCUGCGAGUGUAAUCUUGGCUUCCACUAUGAUGAACCCAGUCACAUGUGUGUUGAUGUCAACGAAUGUGAUGAGCUGACACCAUGCCAAGGUCUGGCCAAGUGUGAGAAUACCGUAGGGAGUUACCGCUGCUCUUGCCCUACAGGCUACAGGAUCAAUAGACUCACAAAUGACUGUGUUGACACCAAUGAGUGUGAACAAGAAGGUGUGUGUCAACAUGGUGUAUGCAACAAUUUCCAAGGAAGCUUUCAGUGUAUAUGUGACCCUGGGUAUGUACUCACAGCUGACCGAUCCUCAUGCAUUGACCUCGAUGAAUGUGUACGUUCCCCCAACAUUUGUAAUAAUGGUACUUGCCUCAACUCCAUGGGAUCAUACCAGUGCCAGUGCUAUAGAGGUUUCAAGAUUGGCCCCAACCGUGACUGCAUUGAUGUGAAUGAGUGUCUGAUCAACGUAGGUCUCUGUCUUAAUGGUCGCUGUCGCAACACGGAAGGUUCAUUCAGAUGUGAGUGUGCCGAUGGAUAUACUCUCACACCCAACGGAGAACAGUGUCGUGAUAUUAAUGAGUGCUCUGAGCGUGAAGAUGUUUGCCCCGCCCCUGGCCGUUGCCAGAACCUAAUGGGAUCCUUCAUCUGUGAUUGUCCUGAAGGAUUCACAUUGGCUCGUGAUGGAAUGUCAUGCAUUGAUAUUGACGAGUGUGCUACCAUUGAGGAUAUCUGUGAGAAUGGCGAGUGUGUCAAUGGACGUGGAACAUACCAGUGCAGGUGUCCACCUGGCUUUGAAGUGAGUGCAGAUGGUACAAAAUGUAUUGAUCGUCGUCAGGAAGAGUGUUAUGAGAAAUACCAAAGAGGUAGAUGUUUCGAUCCCCGGCCUGUGAGGAUUCUCAAAAAGGAAUGUUGUUGCUCCUCUGGUGCUGCCUGGGGUAUCACCUGUGACCGCUGCCCGCCCAUCAGUUCUCCUGAGUUUGAGAAGCUGUGCCCACUUGGUCCUGGCCGAUCAGAGUCAGGUGCUGAUCUGAACGAGUGUGAGAUCAUGCCAGGAUCUUGUGAAGGAGGUGACUGUGUUAAUACCGAUGGUUCCUUCCGAUGUGAAUGCCCCAUGGGCUAUGUCCUUGACAGCUCUGGGCGCCGCUGUAUAGAUGACAAUGAGUGUGUACUUUCCAACAUAUGUGGUAAUGGAACGUGUAGUAAUGUUGAGGGUGGGUUUGAGUGUUCUUGCCAAGAUGGAUUUGCCCCAGGACCAAUGCAAACCUGUGAGGAUGUUGAUGAGUGUGAGGAACUUGGUCACCAAUGUGCCUUCCGGUGUCACAACAUGGCUGGAGCCUUCCGCUGCAUUUGCCCUUAUGGUUACACUUUAGCUCCUGAUGGUCGCCACUGCCAAGAUGUUGAUGAAUGCUCCACUCCAGCAAACAACUGCAGAUUUCUCUGCAAAAAUUUGAUUGGAACUUUCAUGUGCAUAUGUCCUGAAGGAUAUCAACAGGUGGGCAUGACUGAUGACUGUAAGGAUGUCAAUGAAUGUGCACUCAACCCUAACAUCUGUAAGAGUGGUCGAUGCACCAAUACCAAGGGUUCAUACAGAUGUGAGUGCUAUGAAGGCUUUGUACCCAGCAGAGAUGGAAAACAGUGUAUUGAUCGUCGUGAAGGAUUUUGCUUCAGGCAGCUCAUCGGUGGUAUGUGCUCAACCACAAGUGACAGCCUGGUUAAGGUGACCAAGGCUGACUGCUGUUGCACAAUGGGUCUGGCUUGGGGUCCAAUGUGUGAACACUGUCCACGUCGAGGCACUCCUGAAUAUGAUGAAAUUUGUAUGGAGGCUGGCUUUUCUAUAGAUGGCCUUGAUAUUGAUGAAUGCCAGAUGCCCAAUCUAUGUAGGAAUGGAAAAUGCAUCAACACUAUGGGCUCUUACCGCUGUAUAUGUGAUAAAGGUUACAAGCCUGACCAUUCAGGAACAAGGUGUAUUGAUGUGAAUGAGUGUGAACGUACACCUCCACCAUGCAAGUUUACUUGCCAGAAUACUGAAGGGUCUUAUCGUUGUUCCUGCCCACGUGGCUAUACUCUUAACCCUGAUGGCAUCACUUGUAGAGAUCUUGAUGAAUGUGCAACUGGUCAACACACAUGUGAAAAUGAAUGUGUCAAUACUCAAGGUUCUUACAAGUGCACCUGUGCUCAGGGCUACAAUGAAGUUGGCGAGCAGUGCAUUGAUAUCAACGAAUGCUUGGAGCAGACGGGUCUGUGUGGUCCACUGGGUACAUGUGUAAACACAAGGGGAAGCUUUAGGUGUAUGUGUCCUCGUGGCUAUCGUCUUGAUCCUUCAGGGACGAUGUGUAUUGAUUCUGAUGAAUGCACAGUUGAUGGAUCUUGUGACUCAGGAUGCGAGAAUCUACAGGGUGGAUUCUUGUGUGGGUGCCCAGAUGGUUACCGCCGCCACCACUACUACAACCAAUGUGUGGAUGAUGAUGAAUGUUCCCAGGGCACUAUGUGUGGCUCUGCAGACUGUCAGAACACUCUUGGCUCAUACAAAUGUCUUUGUCCUAAUGGAUAUUCUUUCAACAUUGCCCUGUUUGUCUGUAUUCAGGUGGAUGACAGCUGUGUUUCCAGUCCCUGUGCAUUUGGCUGUAAUGCUCUGGGUGAUGAUGCUGUUGCGUGUGGCUGUCCUUCAGGUUUCUCAAGAAUUGGCUCUGGUCACUGUAUGUCCACCUUAAAUCCACCAGUUGGCAGCGGUGGUUAUGGCCCUGGGUAUGGUGGUAGCAGUAGUGGAUUUCCUGGUGGUGGUGUUGGUUUUGGAGCUGGUGGUGGUGGAUUUGAUGUUAGUGGGGGUACUGGCAGUCGUGGUCCUGGUGGAUUUGGUGCUGGCAGUGGUGGUCCUGGUGGAUUUGGUGCUGGCGGUCGUGGUCCUGGUGGAUUUGGUGCUGGUGGUGGUGGUCCUGGUGGAUUUGGUGCUGGAGGUGGUGGUCCUGGUGGAUUUGGUUCUGGAGGUGGUAGUCCUGGUGGAUUUGGUGCUGGAGGUGGUGGUCCUGGUGGAUUUGGUGCUGGAAGUGGUGGUCCUGGUGGAUUUGGUGCUGGAGGUGGUGGUCCUGGUGGAUUUGGUGCUGGAAGUGGUGGUACUGGUGGAUUUGGUGCUAGUGGAGGUAGUCCUGGAGGAUUUCCUGCUGGUUCUGGUGGAUUUACUACUGGUUCUGGUGGAUUUGGUACUGCCACUGGUGGAUUUCCUGGUGGGUACGGUUCUGGCACUGGUGGAGGUGGAUAUGCUGGUGGGACCACCUACACUGGUGGUAGCUACAGCUAUGGAUCAAGUCAGUAUGAUCUGGGUGGCGUUCCUACCUUUCCUAUCGGCCAACAAGACCCACAUGGCAGCAAUGAAAACAUCAUCUCCACUGAGGGUUGCUUCUCAUGCAAAUUUAAUGGGAAGCACAGUCCACCUGGGCGGCGGAGGCGAUCAGUAGUAUCAUCAGCUGCUCUGAACCAGUUGGUACUAGUCCCAGCUACUGCUAAUUUUACUGAUGACGAGGUAGUGUUGGUUCUUGCUAACAACUAUACACAUAGGGUGGUGCGGCGUAGUUUACAAGCAGAGUUCAAGCGACAAGACAGUAUAUCUCUCAAAGCAGCCAAAAAUCCAAUCAUACUCAAAGUUUCCCUUGAUCAAACUAAACAUAGAAUGAGACUUAUCAAACUAAAGCCAGCAAUUACAUACUUACAGAAUAAUGUAAAAUAUGAAUUAGUGAGAGGUAAUGAAGACAGUGUGUUUGAAAUGCGAUCACACCAUGGAACCACAUCACUACACUUCCGCCGACGUUUACAUCAACCAGCCACAUACGAUAUAGAGAUUACAGGACGACCGCUCGAUUAUUCUAACAUCAGUGACCAAGCGCAUAGUGACCUUGACGUAAACCUUAGGAUCAUUGUGACACACUAAGAUAAAGCAUAAAGUGUAUAUGUGGAUGUGGAUCCAUAACAUUUUCUUUUAAAUCAAGAUACAUAAAAAAACAGCUAAGUAUUUCACAUUGAAAUUGUGAUUAUAUAUAUACUGUAUAUAUAUAUACGUAACCACAAGCUGCUGGUUUGAGUAGUGAUAUACAGCCACACCCAGUGGGUGACAAGACUUCCAGAAUGACUUGUCUGUGGAUUCAGAGUUUUUACUGAUAUAAUGUUUACAAACUAACAUGUCAUAUGUAAUUGAUUUCCAGUGAUGACAGUGUUAAACCUUUGAUUCUUAAAUGAAAAAAAUGGUAUUUCAGAUAUUGGUUUUCAGAAACAAGUACAUUGUGUUUUAAAAGCCAGAAAAUUUUGAGUGUCGUGAUACAAACUUGCAUUAACCUGGGACUUUAAAUAAUUGCCAGAAAAUAAGAUUGACAGCAGAUUUCUGCAUAAAUUGCCAUGUUUUUCUAAUUUUCUCUUCUCCAUGAUAGUAUUUCAUGUACAUUGGAGUUUAGUGUACUUAGUAGUCUUUAGUGCUUUCUUUCCUCUUCAAUAGUAACAUUAGUGAUAUGUGAAGCUGAAAAUAUUGUAGUUAUUAUUAGAUAAAUUAAUAUUAUAAUGGUGAUAUUUUUGAAGGUGCUAAUAUUCACUUGGCUUAGCUUACUUAUGUAUUUAGUAGUAAUGUAGGAACCAUUUUUUUUUUAACAGAACUGAACAGAUGUGUCUUGCUACUGGUAGCAAUGUACAUGUCAUUCAUCUCUCUCUCAGUUGUUAGGAAUCAGAAUCUAUACUGAGAUUUAUAUUAUAAUAAAUAUGAUAUUUUACUCUAUUUAUAUGUAGUCCAUUUCUCAAUUUUAUGAAAAAAUGACAGGAAUGCCCGAGUCUUUACACAACUGUUCAGUGAGGUUCUAAUGCCAGAUUCUGUCUCAAAGUCAUGUUAACCAUCAGAACAUAAUGUACUACAGGUAGGUAUUUUUGCAUAGUUUCACAUUAUACUGUACAAUAAACAUGUAGACAUGUGGUUACCAUGGUAUUAGGUCAGGUCUGGUGGGAGACCUCUGGUGUCACGUGUUGUCCAAUUUUUGAACAAUCAUAAUGUCUAGUCCUGGGACAUUGCAUCUCUUGAAGGGUAUGUUAUAUUAUUGCAUUACUGUAUGCUGGUAUUGUUUUAUUGUUGGUGACACUUUUUUUCUGAGGGAUAGUGACAUGAAAUUUAGAUUUUCAAUAUGGGUCUUUGUCUGAUAUAAAUCCUUCGAUAAUUGUAAUCUUUUGUUUCAAUUACUGAUGCUGUAUUUGAAUCACAACAUUUACAUUUAGGGAGAUGCUGUGUCCAGUUCGGUCUAAGCAUUGUUCCUCCUCACUGCCAAAGGACAUCACUUGUUUCAUUUUUAAAAUCUCACUAUAGUAUUAAGUAUCAGACAAUGUUUAGAGAGAGAAGCUUAUAUAAGGAGAGGCUGCAUCAUGCUUUAUAUAAUUCAUACAAGACUGUUUAUUGUUCAUUAAAUUUAUUUACUAUAUUAAUUAUUAAUUUAAUAAGAAAGCAAAUAAUUUUCACAAAAAAUUAUACAGCAUAAUUUUAAAUAGUUUUAAAGUAAAAUUUAAAUUUAACUAUUAAAAACUAUCUGUUUCUAUGUAAUUAAAAAAAAUCUAUUUACUUCAAACUGUUUAUGAUGUGAAAUCAUCGCAAUAAUAAAUUUCCAUGAUAGCCAGCCUCCAAAUAAAACAGUGACAUAAAAGCUUAUACAAACUAUGCACUCAUUCCAUAUAACAUUGAAUGCAAUUAUUUUGUCCAUAUCUUGAUGUGUGUUGUAUAUGUUUCUUGCCACAUUUCAAAGCAAAAUGGUGGACCAGUAGUUGGCAUCUUUCCCAAAUACUGAUCGCCAAUUCUCAACACAUUGUAUUGUCAAGGAUCAAACAGCAAUGCCUGAAAUAUUUUUGACAUAAUUUAGUGCAGUCAAAAUUUUCUCCUAUUUGGAAUUGGAUAUUUAUCAGAAUACUUAGGGUUUCCCCACAGGUUAUGUUGACUGCAAUGGAAUGGGGAAGAAAGAAGCAAAAUAAAUUGGGGAAUAUUUAUGAUAUUAUAUAAGUUUGAGAAUACAUGGUAGACUGCUGCCUGGAGAUGCUGUGUGAAUGUGAGAGAAAGGUAGCCAUUAGGAGAAUGGUGUUUCCUUUGGCAUUUCAAUGCUAUUACUUGGUUUUGCUUCCAUAGGAGAACUUAAUACUCAUUCCAAACAUUAGACAAGACUCUUAAUACCAUAAAAUAAAUCAUCAAUUAAUAUCUUGCAAUAAAAAUAGACCUCUGUCCACACAAUAAAUAUUGCAUUCCUUCCAUAAAUUGAACACUCCUUAUUCUGUUCAACAUACAGUAUACAACAAACAUUAUACAGCAUACAGGAGAAGCUUAUUCUAUUUAGUGGUGUACUAUACAGCAUACAGGAGUAGCUCAUUCUGUUUAGCGAUGCACUCAACCCACACAAGAUAUUUACUCAUCCUCAACAACAAAUUAAUUACACAUUCCAUACAAAUAAAACAUACAGCUGUAUUUAGAUACAAGUAACAGUGUAGUCAUUCUGUGCCACCUAUAUUUCAUACAACAACUCUGCAUUCCUUCAAAAUAAAAAAAACCUUCACAUAUUAUUUACACCAUUUCACCACUUUCAUACAUUAGUGACUCACUCAUUCCGUGCAACAGAUUGUGAAGUCGUUCCCAACAUCAUACACAUUUCUAUGAUAAAACCACUAACUUAUACCCAGGAGGUAACUGAAUGGUUAAUUAUUUGUAAUAUUUGUCUUGUGUAAUAAGACAAAACUUCAUCCACGGCAAAACUGCAACAAUUCAAGUUAAUCUAUUUGAGCAAUAAUGAUUUGGUAAAAUUAAAGAUCUCUUCAAAUCUUGUCAAUGAAAAGGAUUAUAUUACAACAAAUAACUUGUACCCAAGUAAAAGAUUACACUUGUGCAAGCCUUGAAAAAUACAAUAAAUAUAGAUCUGUAUGUACCCUAAGUUAGGCAGAGUAUGAACAAGAAAAGCAAAACUAUUUAUAUUUCUCAAAUCUUUAUUUUUUUAAAUUCUCAAACAGGUAAAAAUAUUAAUGUAAUCUUUUAUCCAAGAAACUUCUUCACACAAAAAUCAAACUUGAAUAUUAAGUUAUGUGAUGGUCAACAAUUCAUUCUUUCCUUAUUGAAUAAUUUUUCAUGAUUUCAUCUUUAUUCCAAAUAUUUGUGUGCUUCUGGUCAAGUCCAGGCCAUUAUUGCUGAUCUCGUAACAUCACCCCUCUGUUGCAACAGCUGCCAAUCACAUUCUUCUGCAUAGCUCAAAUUGCUUGUAAAAGACUUGUUUCAUAAUAAAUAUCACCAAAG